AUGUCCCCUAAGCGGUAUGAUCCUGAGUAUGAAUCUCAGAGAUCCCGAUAUCCUAUUGAUAGACCAGAUGAUGAACAACUAUCACAAACAGCUGUUGCCUUCAACGCAUCCCUUUAUUCCAGUACCAUUCCGAAAACCACUGAAGAAGCCCUUCAAGAACCAAAGUGGAAGCAAGCUAUGGACGAAGAGAUCAUAGCUCUCCAGAAAAACAGAACGUGGGAGAAAUGCAGAUUAUCCAGUGAUAAGAAGACGGUUGGCUGUAAAUGGGUUUUUUCAGUCAAGUAUCAUGCUGAUGGAACCAUUGAGCGGUAUAAAGCAAGACUUGUUGCUAAAGGGUACACACAAACUUACAAGGUAGACUACUCGAAAACAUUCUCACCUGUUGCUAAAAUUGAUACCAUUCGAGUCCUCUUCUCAGUAGCAGCAAAUAAAGAGUGA
This is a messenger RNA of Amaranthus tricolor (Joseph's coat), 438 nucleotides long. RefSeq lists its product as uncharacterized. The transcript has a single exon. Lineage: Eukaryota; Viridiplantae; Streptophyta; Magnoliopsida; Caryophyllales; Amaranthaceae. The record is from RefSeq and is a predicted model, not a curated record. The coding region runs from base 1 to 438 and encodes 145 amino acids.